This is a messenger RNA of Colletotrichum scovillei, 1842 nucleotides long. RefSeq lists its product as uncharacterized. The transcript has a single exon. NCBI's taxonomy places the organism in Eukaryota, Fungi, Ascomycota, Sordariomycetes, Glomerellales, Glomerellaceae. The coding region runs from base 1 to 1842 and encodes 613 amino acids. The record is from RefSeq and is a predicted model, not a curated record.
AUGAAAGCAAUCCAACGAAGAGAGCAAAGUGAAUUCAGUCAAGGGGGGGGACAUGCGCCGCCUUUGACUGAAGAUCUUGUGCCUAUCCAGCUCUCAAUGGCAAUCACAGCUAGUGAGAGGGCUGACCUGAUCGCAUCGAUCCUCUCCAAGUCUUCUGCCCCGCGCCUCAGCCUUCAGGCCAACGAAUUUCGCGGUGGCCCAGAUGCAAACUCCAAAAACGCAUUUCGGAAGAGUCUAUUAAGAGAACUGAGAAAGGGCUGGGCGAAUGAAACUACAGAGGCCCACUUCAUCAGGCUUGUUGAAAUUCUUCAGCGCGACGGGUGCGCUGUGUUUGCUGGAUUGAUCGACGCCGCCGCCUUCCAGAAGCUCAUUGACGACUUCACCGACAUAAUGAGUGGCUCAGGAACCCAUGCGUUCCUUCAUUCCUUCUCCAACCUUAUUGCGCACCCUGAAUUUCUGAAAAAUCCGGCGUAUAACGAUGCUGUCAUUCAUCCCCUUCUCAUCAGCCUGCUGUCUUAUGCCAUGGGCGGUCCAGUCCGAAUGACCGAUGCCCGUGGCAAGGACACCCAGCCAAUCUCAGUCAACGCCCAAGACAACAUGCUCCAUGUCGAUAACUCCCCAUUUGUAGAGGAGUAUAAGAUCCUUCUCGGCUGGGAGAAAGGCCAGGUGAAAGGCCCCGCUGGUCAGAACUUUACCUAUCUGCCUGGAACGCAAAAGGGGAACCGCUUCGUGCGGGUGAAUGACCAAUCCCAGCCUUGGUCAACAGAAAAUGAUAGUCUGUUUAUAACAAACGAGAGCAUCGCUUCUGUUUUCGAGUUCCAGCAAGCUAUUACCGGGCGGGAACCAACAGUGAUCGAAGUGGAAUAUCCCGAUCAGCCAAUUACUGUGGUCUUCAACGCAGGCUCUUUGGUACACCAUCGAUAUCGCAACAAGGCUGGAAACACUAGAAGUUGCGUCAUCACUGCCUUCCAUCUUUCUUCAGAUCAUCCAGGCGCACUUGUGGGCUCAUCUAUUGAUGACAGCCCCGGAUCUGUCGCAGAUAUUCUCUUGGGCCAUCAGGAUGGUGCCCAAGAUGGGGCAUUCUGCUCCCUAAUUGGUGCUCAAGCAUCAGUCAUCGAAGUCAAGAUAUCGGAUAUGCUCAACGAUGACCAUCAUUCAGUCUUGGUAGAUGCGGUGGACUUCUCCCUGUCCGGUGAGCGUCUUAGCCUCUGGCGGGAAAUUGUGGUCAACGCCCCUUUCUCGACUCAGCUGAAGUUCAAGGAGGGCAACUAUAUUUCCUUCGCAGACAAUCUGAUCUGCCGGUCCCUCUUGAUCGAGAAACUUGCUAGCGCUAUGGCUUACGACAAACACGGUCUUUUGGAUCUCAUUAUAUACAAAGAUGGCCACGAAGAGAUACGAAAGCUAGCGCGAAAGGGUGUCUGGACUAUGUCGAAGGAAAUGCUCUUGCAGGCUUUGGUCGCAUGGUUACCGGCUGUGGAGGCGCACAAAUUCUCACCAGAAGACGUGCUGGAACCAAAGAUCCUUCAACACCAAGCCAGCAAGAUAGCCAGCCUGGUGCGACAGGGGUUUCCCAAACUUGAUUUUGGUGCUGCGACUGGCACCAAGGAACAGCAACAAUUGGUCUCGACUCAUCAGCUCGUUAUCGAUCUGGGUGAAUCCAUCACACGCUGUGAAAAGGUUGAGACAUAUGUGACCACGAAUCUCUUUCUAUUCUUGGCAAUCUCUCAGGCAAUCCCAUUGCUUGAACUGUCUUUGGGGCAGAUCGUUGCCGCGCUUUCCGUCGAUUUCUUGAGGGCGUACAUUGCUUGCGUCCUGGUGAUCGAGAAGGAAGCUAAUGUCUAA